UAAAUGAGUGCUUAUGGAUGAGUUAGCCAUGAGUUAACUUGUUGACAGUCACAAUAAAAAUGGUGAUGAAUGUCAAACAAAACAGACCAGCCGGGAUUAAAUCUUCUUUAAGCCGCGGCGGGUAUAAGUAAUGAGAGGACAUUUAUUUUGAAAGCCCAAGCAGGAGGUGGUUGUGUCUGACCUGGCUCCGCAGCUCUCUCCUCAGUGAAGAGUAGUUUUGGAAGAGUCGACUCCGAACAGCCGAAGCUGCUAACAGCUUUUAGCUUCAGAGAACAUCUGGAGGAUCGAACAAGGAGAAAAACCGCGGUCAAAAACUCUGGAUUGCUCUUUGAAAGCAAGGAAAACCGGUGCUGGUGGAAAUAAAGCCACGCCGAAACGCCAGUAAGGAUCUCACAUUUCAUCCGUGUAGGUGGUUUCAUCAGCGGCUGUCGCGCUGUUGAUAAAGCAGUCCUAAAACAGGUUGAUAGCUGGGAUUCCCAGGGGAAAUCCAUCGAAGCAGAACAUCUGGUGAGGGAUCUUCAUACACACCGAGGCCGGACGGAGAGCCUGGUCGCUCGGAUGCUCCUCUUGGACGGCUGAUCUUCCACCAUGGAGUCGCUUCUGAGCUCCACCAUGGGAGGAAGCAGCAGCAGGAUUCCACAGCUGUGAAGAUGACACCAUGACAUUAGGAGGAACAUAUGGAUCUCCAGCACCAUAUUUCUCAUGAUGAUGCACACUCACUCUGGGAAGGAAGGCUUUGCUCCACUAUACCCCUUCCAGAAAUGUGGGACAUUAACACACUUCUCUACUGCGUCAUGGGGGUUCUAACUCAUCAGAGACGGUGCUAAUGGAGGGCGUCCCCAUGGCGAACACGUCCCUGGGCUCUGGGUCCGCGCCGCAGCCAGUCGCCCCGACAGGGAAGUCCUCAGCAAUGGCCCCAGGCCUCGGCCUACCUCUGCAGGUCUUCUUCAGCCUCGUCAUGGCAACCAUCCUACUGGUGGCCCUUGCAGGAAAUGUGGUGGUGUGCCUGAUGGUGUACCAGAGAUCCGCCAUGCGCUCCGCCAUCAACAUCCUCCUGGCCAACCUGGCGUUUGCAGACAUGAUGCUGGCCAUCCUCAACAUGCCGUUCGCUUUAGUCACUGUUAUGACCACCACCUGGAUCUUUGGGAACACUUUCUGCCGGGUGUCUGCCAUGCUCUUCUGGUUGUUUGUGAUUGAAGGUGGAGCUAUUUUGCUUAUAAUAAGCAUUGAUAGAUUUCUGAUUAUUGUCCAGAAACAAGACAAGCUCAGCCCACAGAGAGCCAAGCUGCUCAUUGUGAUCACCUGGGUGCUCUCUUCGGUUUUCUCCUCCCCUCUGGCUGUAGGUUCCCCUCGCCUGCAAAUCCCCCCCAGAGCCCCUCAGUGUGUUUUUGGUUACAGCGCUGACCCAGGAUAUCAUGCUUACGUCUUGAUCCUCAUGCUAGUUUUCUUCUUCAUACCUUUUCUGGUCAUGCUGUUCACAUUCAUGGGGAUCCUGAACACCAUCCGCCACAAUGCCAUCCGCAUCCACAGCCACCCAGACAGCAUGUGUCUGAGCCAGGCCAGCAAGCUGGGCCUGCUGAGCCUCCAGAAACCCUUCCAGAUGAACAUAGACAUGAGCUUCAAGACCCGUGCCUUCACCACCAUCCUCAUUCUUUUCUCUGUAUUUACAGUGUGUUGGGCGCCCUUUACUGCCUACAGUCUGGUGACUACUUUCAGUUUUGGCUUUUACCACAAAGACAGUUUUUUCCAAAUCAGCACGUGGCUCCUGUGGUUGUGCUACCUCAAGUCUGCCCUGAACCCUCUCAUCUACUACUGGAGGAUCAAAAAGUUCCGAGAUGCCUGCCUUGAUCUGAUGCCCAAAUACUUCAAGUUUCUUCCUCAACUGCCGGGCAACACCAAGAGACGCAUCCAGCCCAGUGCUGUGUACAUAUGUGGAGAGCAUCGCUCUGUGGUUUAAAGGGAAAAUCCACUCUUAUAAUAUUGUUAGAAACCCUACUUUGAAUCCAUGUAACUUGCAUUUGAGGUUGCUUGGUUCUUUAUUUCUCUCAGUAGAAGCUCAGGCUGAAAGUAGCACUUCUUUGAAAAGCCAGGGGGCUGAGUAGCUGCUGAAGGGACAGACUCCUAGAUCCUUAGAAGAUCUGUUUGGAGUAUUCUCAUGUGCAGUCUGAUAUGAGAGCACUGCAGUUACCCAGGGGUUUAAUCUAGGGAUGCACGCAUAUCUGAUAUUAAUACUGCUAUUAUGGGUGUUAACUGAUAUUUACAGAUAUUUUAUAUAUUAUAUGCAUUUCCAUACACUUUUGACACUGUGUAAAAGCGACCUCACAACCUACAUUGCUUUUCUACUUUAAACUCCUCAUAAUUUUUUGCUGCAUCACUGUCAAGUAAAUACUACAUAGCCAACAACCUCCCCCUCUUGAAACACACAGUCACCAAGAUGAAAGGAAAUGUUGGUCGUUUAAAUUUUUCAGCAUUUCUAUGUUUUUUUCUAGAAAACAUGGAUUUAAUCUCAAAUCUUUUUCUCAAACAUUUUUGACAGUUUGAUUCUGGUAGUGUGUGCUACCUGAACCUAAAGCCCCCACCUAAACCUAAAAUGGGGAUGAUGGUAGGAGUCCUGCAGGAUGAUGUCCUGCAAUCGGUGGUUUGCCCGUUCAAGUCCCACUCUGUCCACUUCUGUCGAUGAGUUCUUGGCUAAGAUACUUCACCUGGAUUGCUUGCUGAUGGUGUUCAGUGGUGCAUUGGCAGCCUCUGUAAGUGUGCCCUAGGGCAACUGUGGCUUACCAUCACCACUGUGUGAAAGGGUGAAUGUCUGAAUGUAGUGUGAAGUGCUUCAGUGUCCUCAGGACUUCACACUAUACAAGUACAGGUCAUUUACCAAAGCCCCCACAAUGCUGUGCUUCUAUCAGUCACCACCAUCCAAAAAGGAAAUGAGAAAGCUUGUUUCCUUUUUGAAACAAGCUUUUCCUUUUUUCAGUGACUCCUCGUCAGGAGUUGCAGCUUGCAAUUAAUCUCAUCACAUCAGAACCUGUUGUUUACAGGCUGUGUGUACAGAUGGAUGCAGUUGGAGAACAGCAGUGAUAAGUUGACAAAAGUCAACUUAUCACAGCUAUGAUAAGUUGACUUAUCAACUUACCAGUCUGUUGCUUGGUGACUGAGCAGGAAGAAGUGAUAUUCAGACCUAAACAUGUCCUUCGAGAUUAAAAUUUCUGCCAUUCAUUUCUACAAAUGCAAUCAAACUUUAAAAUGGAACAUAGAAAAAAAAAACUCCAUCACAGUGCUUCAGAAGUGAUUUGCAGUGCAGGGUGUUUGAAUGUUGGAGCAUCUUAUUUUUAUGUUGUUAGUCACUCAACUGGUACUGAAGAAGAAGCAAAUGGGAAAGAAGCAGGAAGGUGGAUCUUAAAUCCCCACUGUUGGGAGUGGGGUCUGAGUCAUUUCCUUCAGGUUUGAUGAAGAAAAUAUCAAACCAGGUAAAGAGCAGGUUAUUCACACUACAAAACUCUAAAUUUGACUGUGUGUUUUUAGUGGUUUGUGUGGUUUAAAGCCUCCCAUGCACCCACAGUGGUGGUGACAAUGUUAGGACUUUGUCUACAAAAUCGGUGGGUUGCCGGUUCAAGUUGCUCUGAAUAUCUGUUGAUGUGUGUGUUAUUCUAUCUGUCUUUGCGUUGUUGGGCAAGGUACUUUACUCACCUUGCCUGCUAAUGGUGGUCAGAUGAUGAUUAUAUUGAUUUUAAACAAAGGCAACUCAACACUGCCUUGAUUUGAAGGAACUCUGUGUUUUAACAGUUGUUCAAUUUUGAUCUUCAGUGGUUCUAACCUGUCAUUGGUUAUAAACAGGCACUGGUCCUAAGCAGUGCCUGGUUAUGGCAUAGUAUAGUAGAUGUUAGGGUUCUACUACCAUGUUUUCAGAAAUAUCCUACCUUCCAUCUUCAUGCAUGUUUACGUUUACAUCUCCCAUUGAAAUUGUUAUCUCUCCCAGUCUUAAAUCUUGAAGCUCACUGUGUUGGUGAAAGUGGAAGUGUGGUUGCAUUUUGAGUCUGAAUAUGCAUUUGAAAUUAUUCCCAGCUUGAAUUAUCAAACAACCAUUAAAAUCAUCUUAAAUCAAAGACACUUUGACACUUCAGUGGCUGCUUUUGUAUUAGAAAAGUUUUAUUCUAGUAAGAAUUGAGUCCAUGUACAGCUUUCAAGUCUAUUAUACGUUUGAACCAAAGUUGCAUUGAAACGUAAGAAACUAUAUGAGACUUUGGCCAAAAUUAAGCAAUAUGUCCACAGGCACAGGAACUGUGGUAUCUUCUCUCUUAAACAAAUUUACACAGCUGGAAUUAGACAAAAAUAGAAUAAAGCUUUGUAGGGGUCUUAUAAACAAUAAUUUUACUAUUUGAGUAUUGUAUCCAUUAUUCUGUUGAUUAAGCGAGUAACUGAAUAAAAAAUUUGACAAAAUAAAAUAUUGGCACAUACUGCCAUAACAGCAGCAUUAAUAUUAGUUAUCAACCUUGGCCCAAAUUUAUGUAUUUGUGCAUUUAUUGCAAUUACUUUCCUGUAGCUUAAAAAAUUAUAAUAACAGCUGACUAAUUUAACUUCGACAAAAAUUCUGCCAAAAUCUUAAAUUAUAUUCAGUUUAAUAAUAAAGCAGCAGGCUCACAAAGACACAUAAAAAAUGUCUAUCAUCUUCAGUCAAUUUAAUAGGUGAAGUCUCACUUUGCCCAACCACUUCUAGCUUUUGUGUCCAAGUGCACGACGGGAUUUGGCACCUUUCGUUACACACAAAAACAAGUAUGUUGCUACUCUUUUGUUGUGACUGGAAUGGUAGUAAAUUUAUUUUCUGGUUUGUCUGUAAAGCUACACUUACGCUAAGCAUCAGCUACAGGAGCCUGCUGAGUUCUGUCUAUCUGCAUCAGUCUUUGCUCCACCUGUAUUCAUAUACUCACUAUGCUCCGAACCAGCCACUAGGCAAAAGAACUGCUAUCAUACUCCAUGCCAGUGAUUUUCAUGCCAGUCUUUGGUGUCCCGAUAAACGCUAAAAGCCGGACUUUAUCAUCAAUUAAUGAAAUCCCCUUGGAUGCCUCGGAAAAACUUGAAAAUUGGAGGUUAUGCUACUAGCAUAACCUGAACAGGAGCUACAGGAAGCUGGAAGUGAGAAUGUUACGCAACAAAAAUAACCACCUGUCUGUAACACACUGCGCUAAAUAUUAAAACAUAACUUAACAAAGCUUCGAGGCAAAUAAUGUGCCUCGAGGAAUUUUAAUAAUCAAGGUACUGAAACCAUUUGAGUACCUCAAAUUAUUCUUGACAGUUUGAUCACUUUCUUCUCCACAUCUCAGCUUCUCUGGAGACCAGCAUUUAAAGAAGUAGAUUUUUCCGAAAAGCAAAUAAAAAGACUUUCUGAACCAGGAAUGCACUGAAUGACCUGUGCUCUGUGAGAGAGUAAUGUUUGGAAAGUAAAGGAGAGGCUGACUUUAUUGAUCCUGCCUGUGUCCUUGCAUUGAAAAUGAGUCAAUGGUGGGGAAACAGCGUGUACAAUAGUGGAGUUUUUUUUUGUUUUUGAAGCAUGCAAAUGAACAGCUGAAGUGCCACAGCUUAUUUCAAAUGUAUAUUUCUAUUUUAAUGUUUUUAUUGUGCCUAUUAGUUAGUCUGUUGCCAGUCAGAAUGCUGCUAUUAUCUGGUGAAAAUGUGCAAUUUUGGUGUACUGUACUGUUGAAUGUAAUAAAGACCUAGACAUUUCUUACAUU
Messenger RNA from Poecilia latipinna (sailfin molly), 5723 nucleotides. RefSeq names its product G protein-coupled receptor 63 (gene gpr63). Gene Ontology annotation, biological process: G protein-coupled receptor signaling pathway. The record is from RefSeq and is a predicted model, not a curated record. The coding region runs from base 827 to 1957 and encodes 376 amino acids. The transcript has 2 exons. NCBI's taxonomy places the organism in Eukaryota, Metazoa, Chordata, Actinopteri, Cyprinodontiformes, Poeciliidae. Gene Ontology annotation, cellular component: membrane. Gene Ontology annotation, molecular function: G protein-coupled receptor activity.